Penaeus vannamei (Pacific white shrimp) is the source of this 623-nucleotide messenger RNA. NCBI's taxonomy places the organism in Eukaryota, Metazoa, Arthropoda, Malacostraca, Decapoda, Penaeidae. The record is from RefSeq and is a predicted model, not a curated record.
GGCUGGCGGUAUAAGUACGCUCGGUUCGCUUGCGUGGUCAGUUGUGUGUCAAACAGGUCUCCAGAAUGAACACUAAGGUCCUCUUGUUGCUCGGCGUGGUGGCCGUGGCUGCUGCAGAUAAGCUGCCCACCUACUCCUACAGCGCCCCACAGGGAUCUUUCGAAGACUCAGUGGAGUACGAUGAUGCCAAGUACGACUUCAACUGGGCUGUGAAGGACUCCGACUCCGGCAACGACUUCGGACACCAGGAGUCCCGCGACGGCGACAACACUCAGGGAUCCUACUACGUGCAGCUCCCCGACGGCCGCCUGCAGAAGGUCACCUACUACGUGGACGGCGACAACGGAUACGUUGCCGACGUGACGUACGAGGGCGAGGCUCGCUAUGACUCUGUGGAGUCUCGCGAAUACGUGGCCCCCAGACCCGUGUACUCCGCCCCCGAGUCCCACGAGUCAGUUGAGACUCCCGUGUACACCCCACCACGACCCCAGUAUGCCGCCCCCAGGCGCUCCUACGGGUUCCCUCAGUGAGGAAGGAUAACCAAAGCCCAUGACCAGUUACGCCGAACGGAAUGUAUCUAUUUAUUUAUGGACAUUAUUUGCAAUAAAACAAUAAUCUACCAA